Messenger RNA from Prorocentrum cordatum, 603 nucleotides. Lineage: Eukaryota; Dinophyceae; Prorocentrales; Prorocentraceae. The record is from the annotation of a GenBank genome assembly.
GCGUGGCACAGGCGGGAACGGCAAAAACGGCAUCAAGCGAAGCGGCUGGUGGCGCUGGACGCUGCGAGGGAGACAUUGGCUCGUCACCCCAGCUCGAUGACCUACAACACCUGGAAGCGCGGCAAAUGCAACAGGGACGUGAAGAACUGGCACAACAGGUGCUUGUGCGGUCAACACUACAGAGACAAUCGACCACUGAGAACGGCGAUGUCGGCAAGCAGGGGACGCCAGGACGACGGGCAGGUGGUGAGGCACAUCAAGAGGCUGCCCCCGAUGCUCCACAGGGCGGCCAGGACGCACCCAGCGUACCGCGCACCGCCAGCAAGGCAGCAGGAUCAGGAGACGUUCCGCCUGGACCUGCAGAGCCACAUGGACAAGGUUGCCAACAUGUCGAUCCUGGCGCGGAAGGCGAGCAAGAUAGAGCGUGCGCGCGACCAGAAGCGCGAGGUGAACUGGAAGCUCGACAAAGCGAGGGACAGAUUGGCAGCGACGCAGAACCAAAAGAAGGAGCGUGUUAUACAAGAGCAAGACAUAGAAGCAGAGAUCGCACAUUUGGAGAGCUGCAUGAACGAGUUGAAGGAGAUGCCCGACGAGAUAGAGGAG